Megalobrama amblycephala (Wuchang bream) is the source of this 1202-nucleotide messenger RNA. RefSeq lists its product as uncharacterized. The transcript has 3 exons. The record is from RefSeq and is a predicted model, not a curated record. Gene Ontology annotation, molecular function: GTP binding. NCBI's taxonomy places the organism in Eukaryota, Metazoa, Chordata, Actinopteri, Cypriniformes, Xenocyprididae. Bases 256 to 1071 code for a protein of 271 amino acids.
AAAAAAUCAACAGAUGCAGGGCAUGAUGCUACACCUCUGAAUAUUGUGCUGCUGGGCUGGGUCCUGUCAGGCAAGACAUUAGCUGGCAGUGUCAUCUUGGGCACUGACAUUUCAUUUGACAAGACUUCGAAGUGUGUCCGAACAUGUGGAGAAGUGAAUGGACGACAGAUCACCGUGGUGGACACACCAAGCUGGUGGAAAUUCCUUCCGCAACAACUGAACGCAGAUUCAGUGAAAACUGAGAUCUUGAAGGCAAUGGAUUAUUCCCCCCAUGCCUUCCUCUUGGUUAUUCCGGCAGACACAACGUUUUUAGAAGAGCACUUGGAAGUCAUGUUAGAAAACAUGAGACCACUUGGAGAAAAGGUCUGGAGGCAAACCUUGGUGCUCUUCACAUUUGGAGGAUCAUUGGGGAACAAACCAAUUGAGUACCACAUUGAAAGUGAAGGGGAUGCCCUUGUGAGACUCGUUGAGAUGUGUGGGAACAGAUAUCAUGUGUUUGAGAGCAUGAGAAAGGAUCGCACCCAAGUAAAUCAGUUACUGGAGAAGAUUGAGGAAAUGAUAAUGGAAAAUGCUCUGCUGAAAAGCAAUGAUGAACAUCAGGAAAAGAAAAAGAAGUCUCAAGAAGGAGAAGUCCUAUCGGAGUGGCUUCCAGUUAAGGAUGUAAAAAAAUUACUUAAUGAAGAAUGGGACAGGAGUGACACUAUAGAGAUGUUGAAAACAGUGACCCCACAAAGAGUUGUCAGAAGAGGAAGGAGCAUGCAGUUAUCUCUUGAUUUAAGUGGAGAAGUAAACACAGAAUUAUUUAUCAACAAACACCAGCUAAAAGAUGCAAUUGAGAGGGAAUGGAUUCGUAAGGAAGCAAGAAACAGCUCUCGAAUCCAGUUUCAACAAAAAUGCCUGGAUGCCAAUGCAGACAUGUCCUCAUGUGACGAUGACGAGGACAUACAGAUGUCUUUGGCUAAAGUGCACGACUGGUAUCAAAGGCAUUAUUCAUCAGACUAUGCAAGUGUUUCCAGCUAUGAGGAACAUGACAAGACUCAACAGGACAGAGAUUCAUCUUUAAGCUUCUAAGACAUUUUGAUGCAUGUCAUUUUCAUACAAACAGAUUCUUGUUUUUAUUAUCUUUCAUUUCUUUGAUCAAUAACAGUGUUUUUUUUUUUGUGAAUAGAAGAUAAACUCUGUAUAUAUAUUUACAGUAAUUG